Messenger RNA from Mangifera indica (mango), 12547 nucleotides. Its product is annotated as protein SPIRRIG-like. The transcript has 19 exons. Bases 778 to 11589 code for a protein of 3603 amino acids. The record is from RefSeq and is a predicted model, not a curated record. Gene Ontology annotation, molecular function: protein binding. NCBI's taxonomy places the organism in Eukaryota, Viridiplantae, Streptophyta, Magnoliopsida, Sapindales, Anacardiaceae.
AGUCCAAGACACAAAAAGACUUGAAAAAUCGACUAUGGUCUCGAAGCCAAACUUCACUAGGAGAUGCACGUAAGUGAGGACGAGGGGAGGCAAUCACGUCUUGGCCGUCAAUCUCGAGCAGCCGCAUGGCAGACGUUGUCGUCGUGUAUCCCACGCUGACGUGGCCAGGGACAGUGUGAACAAAUUUUUUUCCCUUUUUAUUUGAUAUUUUCCAAGGGAGAGAAAAUAAUCUCUAAGAUUGUAAGAUAUAGAACGAGAAACAGGGGGCGGAGAGGCCGUCCAAGUGCAACAGAGAAAAAAUAGGAGAGAAGAUAGAGAGAGAGAGAGAGAGAUCUUUACUUUUCGUUCCUCUUCGGAAUUAUUUCGCCUCUCUUUCUCAGCCGGACUCUCGAUUCAGCGUGUUAUAUCUCCUCUUUCUUAGGGUUCUAAAAGAAAACCUUCUGAGACCAAUAACGUGAAACUUCAAAAAAUUAAAAAAAUAAGAAAAGAUAAAAGAAAAUUAACAGAGAAGAGCUGCGGACACAGAUCAGAUACCAAGAAUUUAAAUUAAUUAGCUAGAUCUUGCUUUUCUCUAACGUUUGAUCAAUGCUUCGUGUACAUUUUUCAGCUGUAUAGAAAUUUUUUAAUGUCGAAUAUUUAAGGUUUGUUUGGGAACGGAGAUUAGGCGGAUCGCGGUCGGAGAGAGAUGGGAUCCUUCUAGAUUGGUUCUAGAAGGUAGGGAUCUGCUGAUAGAGGUGUUUUAUUGAUCAUCGGAUGAGCGAAUCGUAAGGAUAAACGAUGAAAUGGGUAUCAUUGCUUAAGGACAUAAAGGAAAAGGUCGGUUUAGCUCAAUCUCCUUCAACUGGUGCUACUACAACAGCCAGUGCUUCUUCUUCUCGUUCUUCGGUCAAUCGCGAAAACAAUGCCUGCGCAGUUCUUCGAGACUACGCUUCUUCUCCUGCAAGAGACAAACAUGAGUUGGAAUUGGACUUCAAGAGGUUUUGGGAAGAAUUCCGUUCAUCCAGCUCGGAAAAGGAGAAAGAAGCCGCCUUGAAUUUGACUGUGGAUGCAUUUUGUAGAUUAGCAAAGCAGCAUUUUAAUGUAGCUCAGUUAGUUACCAUGUUAGUUGAAACACAUAUAUUCUCUUUUGUUGUGGGAAGAGCAUUUGUAAGUGAUAUUGAGAAGUUAAAAAUUAGCAGCAAAACAAGAUCACUGGAUGUAGCAAAAGUUUUAAGAUAUUUUUCGGAGGUCACAAAGGAAGGCAUCACUCCUGGUUCAAAUUUGUUAACUGCGGUAGAAGUUCUUGUAUAUGGGCCUAUUGAUAAACAAUCUCUUCUUGAUUCUGGAAUAUUGUGCUGUCUCAUACAUAUUCUCAAUGCUUUUUUGACUCCUGAUGAGGAUGAUCAGAUGCAAAAGACUAAUGAUUUUGAAGAGUCACUGCUAGCAAAAAAAAAUUGCAAUGAUGAUGUUGGGCAAGCCCACCAGCUUGAGAUAGAGGGCAGUGUUGUCCAUAUUAUGAAAGCAUUGGCAAGCCACCCUUCAGCGGCACAGAGUUUGAUUGAGGAUGAUUCACUUCAGUUACUGUUUCAGAUGGUUACUGAUGGUUCUUUAACUGUAUUCUCUUGUUUUAGGGAAGGUCAUGUUCCAUUGCACAGCCUACAGCUUCAUAGACAUGCAAUGCAGAUACUGGGUCUUCUUUUGGUCAAUGACAAUGGAAGCACUGCCAAAUAUAUACGCAAGCAUCAUCUGAUAAAAGUUCUGUUAAUGGCUGUUAAAGAUUUUAAUCCUGAUUGUGCUGACUCUGGCUACACUGUGGGCAUUGUGGACUUGUUACUUGAAUGUGUGGAAUUGUCUUACAAACCUGAGGCUGGUGGUGUGAGGCUCAGGGAGGAUAUACAUAAUGCCCAUGGUUAUCAGUUCCUUGUUCAUUUUGCACUAAUUCUGGCUUCCAUGCCACAAAAACAGGCAAUUGAUUCCACUUAUUCUAAGUCUCCUUCCAGUAAAAAAUUAGUUCCAGAAGGUUCUCAAGCAUUGUGUGAUGUAGAGAGACAGGACUUUAUGGGAGAGGAGGAUCCUUCACUGCAACAUCUUUCGCCCACACUGUCCAGGCUGCUUGACGUCCUUGUGAAUUUAGCUCAAACUGGUCCUACAGAAUCUUCUGAAGGCAAAGGAUCCAAGUCUUCUCAAUCCAAGGGCGGUGGUCACAGCAGAAGUCGUACAACACCAGCUGACUGGGUUGGUGAAGAAAUGUGGGAACAAGGAAAUGGUAAAGUGAAAGACCUUGAAGCAAUCCACAUGUUGCAGGACAUUCUUCUCAAGGCUGACAACAGAGAAGUGCAGGCUGAAGUGUUAGAUAGAAUGUUUAAAAUAUUCUCUAGUCACAUUGAAAACUAUAAGUUGUGCCAACAAUUACGGACGGUUCCACUUUUUAUCCUAAACAUGGCUAAUUUUCCUCAGUCUUUGCAAGAGAUAAUCUUGAAAAUCCUGGAAUAUGCUGUGACUGUUGUGAAUUGUGUUCCUGAGCAAGAAUUGCUCUCACUUUGUUGCUUGCUUCAGCAACCAAUAACAUCAGAGCUAAAGCAUACUAUACUUUCCUUCUUUGUAAAGCUCCUAUCCUUUGAUCAACAGUACAAGAAAGUCCUUCGGGAGGUUGGUGUGCUGGAAGUUCUGAUAGAUGAACUGAAGCAACACAAGUUUCUUCUGGGUCCUGAGCAACAUAAAGGUAACCCUGCUCAGUUGGAGAGAAAAUCCAGCUCAAGUAGCUUCAAGAAACACUUUGACAGUGAGGAUACUAUUAUUUCUUCACCCAAGCUUUUGGAAUCUGGUUCAGGGAAGUUUCCUAUUUUUGAAGUUGAGGGUACAAUUGCUGUAGCAUGGGAUUGUAUGGUCUCCUUGGUGAAGAAAGCUGAAGCUAAUCAAGCAGCAUUCAGAUCAGCCAAUGGUGUUACCACUUUUCUUCCUUUUUUGGUGUCUGAUUUCCAUCGUGCUGGUGUCCUUCGUGUAUUGUCAUGUUUGAUCGCUGAAGAUGUCAAACAAGUCCAUCCAGAAGAAUUAGGUUCGCUUGUUGAAGUUCUAAAAGGUGGAAUGGUUACUAGUGCUUUAGGACAUCAGUACAGGCUUCAAAGUGAUGCCAAAUGUGAUACAAUGGGAGCAUUGUGGCGUAUAUUGGGAGUUAACAAUUCAGCCCAAAAGGUGUUUGGCGAAUUCACUGGGUUUUCUCUUCUGCUAACCAUGCUUCAGAGUUUUCAAGGUGAAGGACAUCCAGAUGAAUCUUUUUUAAUGGUUUAUACCAAGGAGUUUACAUAUUUAUUGCGCUUGAUGACAGUUGGAGUGGUUGAUAAUAGCAUUAAUAGAAUGAAGUUACAUUCUAUCAUAUCAUCCCAAACUUUUUAUGAUCUUUUAUCUGAAUCUGGUCUGUUAUCUGUUGAUUGUGAAAAGCAAGUUAUACAGUUGUUGUUGGAACUUGCUCUUGAAAUUGUGCAUCCACCUUUCAUAACAUCUGAGAGUGGUAGACCAUCUGAUGUGGUUGAAUCUGAGUCAUCUUGUUUUCUGUUAACUACCCCUUCUGGUUUAUGUAAUCCUGAGAAGGAACGAGUGUAUAAUGCUGGUGCUCUUAAAGUUCUCAUCCGUUCACUGUUGUUUUUUACUCCAAAGGUGCAGUUAGAAGUGCUUAACCUCAUUGAGAGGCUAGCUCGUGCUGGUCCUUUCAAUCAGGAAAACCUUACCUCUGUAGGUUGUGUGGAACUUCUACUAGAGAUCAUUCACCCGUUUCUUUUUGGUUCAUCUCCUUUACUUUCUUAUGCUUUGAAGAUCGUGGAAGUUCUUGGGGCAUAUAGGUUGUCUGCAUCAGAACUCCGGGUGCUUAUAAGAUAUGCUAUACAAAUGAGAGUGAUGAACUCAGGCUAUUUUGUUGUGGAUAUGAUGGAGAGAUUAGUUCUCAUGGAAGAUAUGGUCUCAGAAGAUAUUUCUCUAGCACCAUUUGUAGAGAUGGAUAUGAGCAAGAUUGGGCAUGCUUCUAUUCAGGUGUCUCUUGGAGAAAGAUCUUGGCCUCCUGCUGCUGGAUAUUCCUUUGUAUGUUGGUUUUGGUUUCGAAAUUUAUUGAAUUCACAGUUAAAGGAAAUGGAACUGUCUAAAGUUGGGAGUUCUAAGAGGCGAAGUGGCUCUGGUGGGCAGAACCCUGAACGGCAGAUGGUCCGUUUAUUUUCUGUUGGUGCUGCUAAUAAUGUAAGCACUUUCUAUGCAGAACUUCUUCUGCAGGAGGAUGGUGUACUAACCCUUUCAACUAGCAAUUCUUCCUCUUUGUCAUUUUCUGGAUUAGAAUUGGAAGAAGGUAGGUGGCAUCACCUUGCUGUUGUUCAUAGUAAGCCAAAUGCUCUAGCUGGACUUUUUCAAGCCAGUGUUGCUUAUGUGUAUUUCAAUGGAAAGCUUAGGCACACAGGGAAAUUAGGAUAUUCUCCAUCUCCAAUUGGAAAACCUUUGCAGGUAACAAUUGGGACUCCGGUUACUUGUGCAAAUGUUAGUGAUCUUACUUGGAGACUUCGCUCUUGCUAUCUUUUUGAGGAGGUUCUUACAUCAGGAUGUAUUUAUUUUAUGUACAUUCUGGGUAGAGGAUACAGAGGGCUCUUCCAAGACUCAGAUCUUCUGUGUUUUGUGCCUAACCAAGCUUGUGGUGGUGGUAGUAUGGCCAUCCUAGAUUCCUUAGAUGCUGAAAUGACUUUGGCUCCUAACGCACAGAAGAUUGACCCUGCCAGCAAGAAAGGGGAUUCCAAGGCAGAUGGUAGUGGGAUUGUUUGGGAUUUAGAGAGACUGGGAAACCUCUCGUUGCAGCUCUCUGGGAAAAAACUUAUUUUUGCAUUUGAUGGAACAUGUACAGAAGCUAUUCGAGCUUUUGGUACCUUUUCCAUGCUUAAUCUGGUUGAUCCUACGUCUGCUGCCGCUUCUCCUAUAGGGGGUAUACCACGCAUUGGACGUCUUCAUGGGGAUAUCUACAUCUGUAGGCAGAGCUUGAUUGGUGAUACCAUUCGUCCUGUUGGUGGUGUAACUGUUAUCCUUGCUCUUGUUGAAGCAGCUGAAACCAGGGAUAUGCUUCACAUGGCCCUUUCAUUGCUUGCUUGUGCACUUCAUCAAAAUCCUCAGAAUGUAAGAGACAUGCAAACAUGCAGGGGCUACCAUUUGCUUUCUCUCUUUCUGCAUCAUAGAAUGUCAUUAUUUGAUAUGCACUCUCUUGAGAUCUUUUUUGAGAUUGCUGCAUGUGAAGCCUCAUUUUCAGAACCAAAGAAGCUUGAAGUUGGUCACGCUUUGUCACCUUCCACAAGUAUUCCAGAAGCUAGCUUUUCAGAACUUAGUUUGUCAAAAUUCCGUGAUGAAAUUUCGGCACUUGGGUCUUUUGGAGAUGUGGAUGAGUUUUCUCCACAAAAUGAUUCAUUUAGUCAUAUUUCUGGGCUUGAAAAUGUUGAUAUGCCAGUUGAAACCUCAAAUUGCAUUGUUUUGUCUAAUCCAGAUAUGGUUGAGCAUGUCUUGUUGGACUGGACAUUGUGGGUUGCAGCCCCAGUUAACAUUCAAAUUGCAUUGCUUGGUUUUCUUGAGCAUCUUGUGUCCAUGCACUGGUACAGAAAUCAUAACCUCACAGUUCUUCGCCAAAUUAACCUUGUUCAGCACUUACUUGUGACUCUACAGCGAGGUGAUGUUGAAGUUCCUGUACUGGAAAAAUUGGUUGUACUGCUUGGUGUCAUUUUGGAAGAUGGUUUUCUGGUCUCUGAACUUGAACAUGUGGUCAGAUUUGUUAUUAUGACAUUUGAUCCACCUGAACUGAAAUCACAGUGUCAGAUAAUGCGAGAGUCAAUGGGGAAACAUGUAAUUGUAAGGAAUAUGCUGUUGGAAAUGCUUAUUGAUCUUCAAGUAACCAUAAAACCGGAAGAAUUGCUUGAGCAGUGGCAUAAGAUCGUUUCAUCCAAAUUAAUAACAUAUUUUCUUGAUGAAGCUGUUCAUCCUACAAGUAUGAGAUGGAUCAUGACUCUACUUGGCGUGUGCCUUUCUUCUUCCCCUACAUUUUCUCUAAAAUUUCGCACUAGUGGAGGUUAUCAAGGUUUGGUGCGGGUACUUCAAAGUUUCUAUGACUCCCCCGAUAUAUAUUAUAUUUUAUUCUGUCUAAUAUUUGGUAAACCCGUUUACCCAAGACUACCAGAAGUUCGUAUGCUGGAUUUUCAUGCCCUGAUGCCAAGUGAUGGAGGAUAUGUGGAGUUGAAAUUUGUAGAACUGCUAGAGUCUGUGAUUGCUAUGGCAAAAUGCACUUUUGAUAGGUUGAGUAUUCAGGCAAUGCUUGCCCACCAAAAUGGAAAUUUUUCCCAGGUGGGUGCAGGUCUUGUGGCUGAACUUGUGGAGGGAAAUACAGAUAUGGCUGGAGAACUUCAAGGUGAAGCCCUGAUGCAUAAGACGUAUGCAGCACGUUUAAUGGGUGGGGAAGCAUCAGCUCCUGCUGCUGCAACCUCAGUCUUGCGAUUCAUGGUUGACCUAGCAAAGAUGUGUUCCCCAUUCUCUGCUGUCUGCAGACGUGCAGAAUUUCUUGAAAGCUGUGUUGAACUGUAUUUUUCCUGCAUCAGGUCUGCAUAUGCUGUGAAAAUGGCAAAAGCUCUCUCAGAAAAGACAGAAGAAAAGAAUAUCAAUGAUUCUGAUGAUGCCAGUAGUUCUUCAAAUACAUUUUCUAGCUUGCCUCAGGAACAAGAACAGUCUCUGAAAACGUCCAUUAGUAUUGGAAGCUUCCCCCAAGGGCAGGCAAGUACAAGCUCUGAAGAUAUGCCUGCAGACUCCAAUUAUAUAGCUGAUGAUAAAGUAGAGGUCAACGUUAACAUGGCCCAUCCAGAAUCAAACAAAUCAGUACUAGAAAAUGUCCAGACUGUUCAGAGCUUGGAUGGUGAUAAUUUUGACCAGGUUUCUGUUGCCUCAAGCUCCAAUAAUUCCAACAUCCAUAACAUUAAAGGUGCUAUGAAUCCUGUCCCACCAACAGAUUGCCAGAGUUCUGCAUCUCUCACUUUGAUAGAUACUCCCAUUUUAUCUGAGAAAUCUAAUUCCAGAGUUCUAAUUACACCAUCUCCUUCUCCAGUUAUUGCACUGACUUCUUGGUUAAGUUCAAACCACAGUGAAUCUAAAACACCCUUAGUUGCCACUCCUUCCAUGGAGUCUACUGUGUCUGUUGCCGGGUUUGAUCCAUCUUCAGGCUUGAAGUCUAGUUCUCACGGAGCCUCUUCUGCCAUUACAUGUUUUUCAGUCAGUCCAAACCUUCUCCUUGAAAUAGACGAUUCUGGCUAUGGUGGUGGUCCUUGUUCUGCUGGAGCAACUGCUGUGUUAGAUUUUAUGGCUGAAGUUCUCUCUGAUUUUAUGACUGAGCAAAUGAAAGCAGCUCAGGUUGUAGAGAGCAUUUUAGAGGUGGUUCCUUUUUACAUUGAUGCUGAAUCGGUGUUAGUUUUUCAGGGUUUGUGCCUCAGUAGAUUGAUCAACUUUCUUGAAAGGCGUCUGUUGCGUGAUGAUGAAGAAGAUGAGAAAAAGCUAGAUAAGAGCCGUUGGUCUUCAAACUUAGAUGCUUUGUGCUGGAUGAUAGUGGAUCGUGUAUAUACAGGUGCUUUUCCUCGGCCAGCUGCUGUUCUAAAAACAUUAGAGUUCUUGCUAUCGAUGUUACAGUUGGCAAAUAAGGAUGGCCAGAUUGAAGAAGCAUCUCCUGGUGGAAAGGGUCUUUUAUCUAUCGGAAAAGGAAGCAGGCAACUUGAUGCUUAUGUACAUUCAAUUUUAAAGAACACAAAUCGAAUGACAUUGUAUUGCUUCCUUCCAUCAUUCUUGGCCAACAUUGGAGAAGAUCAUCUCCUCUCAAGCUUAGGUGUGCUUAUUGAACCUAAGCAGAAAUCUUCCUCAAGCUUUUCAAAAGAAGAUUCAGCAGUUGAUAUCUGUACAGUUUUACAGUUAUUAGUUGCUCACAGAAGAAUUAUAUUCUGUCCCAGCAAUCUUGAUACUGAUCUAAAUUGCUGUCUUUGUGUGAAUUUAAUAUCACUUCUCCAUGAUCAAAGGCAAUAUGUGCAAAACAUGGCAGUUGAAUUAGUGAAGUAUUUGCUGGUCCAUCGCAGGGCUGCAUUUGAAGAAUUGCUUGUCUCAAAACCAAAUCAAGGACAGCACCUGGAUGUACUACAUGGUGGUUUUGACAAAUUAUUGACUGGAAGUUUAUCUGCUUUCCUUGAGUGGCUUCAGAACUCUGAGCAGACUGUCAAUAAAGUGUUGGAACAGUGUGCUGCCAUUAUGUGGGGACAGUAUAUAUCUGGAUCAGCAAAGUUUCCUGGAGUAAGGAUGAAAGGCAUGGAGGGCCGCCGCAAGAAGGAAAUGGGGAGAAGAUCAAAGGAUACUGCAAAACUAGAUUUGAGGCACUGGGAGCAGGUAAAUGAACGGAGAUAUGCGCUGGAGUUGGUCCGUGAUGCAAUGUCUACUGAGCUGAGAGUUGUUCGUCAAGAUAAGUAUGGAUGGGUUCUCCAUGCUGAAAGUGAGUGGCAAACACAUCUCCAGCAACUUGUACAUGAGCGGGGAAUGUUUCCUAUGAAUAAAACCUCCGCAACUGAAGAUCCUGAGUGGCAGCUUUGUUCCAUUGAAGGUCCAUACAGGAUGCGUAAAAAGCUUGAACGCUGCAAAUUGAGAAUUGAUAGCAUCCAAAAUGUCCUUGAUGGACAUUUGAAUUUAGUUGAAGCAGAGUUUCCCAAGGCAAAAAAUCAAGGUGGUCCUUAUGCAUCAGAUAUUGAUUCUGAAUCAUUCUUCCAUCAUUUAACUGACAGUGGAAAGCAGGAAGAAGGUGUUGUCACUGAGCUGUAUUGUGACUCAAUUUUGAAAGAACCAGAAGAUGUGAAAGAUGUAGCUUCUGUUAGGAAUGGCUGGAAUGAUGACACAGCUAGUAGUAUAAAUGAAGCAAGUCUUCACUCAGCACUUGAGUUUGGCGGCAAAUCAAGUUCAGUUUCUGUUCCAAUAUCAGAGAGUGUACAAGAAAAAUGUGACAUAGGAUCUCCAAGGCAAUCUUCAUCUGCCAAACUGGUUGAAGGAAAGAGUCCAGAGGAUAAAGCAUUUAAGGAGCUUCUUGAUAAUGGUGAAUAUUUAAUCAGACCUUAUCUGGAACCUCUUGAGAAGAUAAGAUUCAGAUAUAACUGUGAAAGGGUUGUAGGUCUUGAUAAAAAGGAUGGUAUAUUUCUGAUAGGGGAGCUUUCUUUGUAUGUGAUUGAGAAUUUUUAUAUUGAUGACUCUGGGUGCAUUUUUGAAAAGGAAUUCGAAGAUGAACUUUCUGUUAUUGAUCUGGCCUUGGGUGUAAAAAAAGAUGUUUCUUGCAGUACAGAUUUCCAGUCCAAGCCAACUUCAUCUUGGAGCGCAUCAGCAAAGACAUAUGUUGGGGGAAGGGCAUGGGCCUAUAGUGGCGGUGCUUGGGGAAAGGAGAAGGUGUGCACCAGUGGUAAUUUACCUCAUCCUUGGCGUAUGUGGAAACUUAAUAGUGUUCAUGAGAUUUUAAAGCGUGAUUACCAGCUACGACCUGUUGCCGUUGAAAUAUUUAGCAUGGAUGGAUGUAAUGAUCUUCUGGUGUUCCACAAAAAAGAGAGAGAAGAAGUGUUUAAGAAUCUUGUUGCCAUGAAUCUCCCAAGAAACAGCAUGCUGGACACAACCAUUUCAGGUUUGACUAAACAGGAAAGCAGUGAGGGCAGUCGUCUUUUUAAAAUAGUGGCUAAAUCUUUCUCAAAAAGGUGGCAAAAUGGAGAGAUCAGCAAUUUCCAGUACCUCAUGCAUCUCAAUACCUUAGCAGGACGUGGCUACAGUGACCUGACACAGUAUCCAGUCUUUCCUUGGGUUCUUCAAGAUUAUGAGAGUGAUGAUCUUGACUUGUCAAAUCCAAAAACCUUUCGUAAGCUUGACAAACCAAUGGGUUGUCAAACACUAGAGGGAGAAGAGGAGUUUAAGAGAAGACAUGAGAGCUGGGAUGAUCCUGAAGUCCCCAAAUUUCAUUAUGGUUCACAUUAUUCUAGUGCUGGAAUUGUUCUCUUUUAUCUUCUUCGUCUACCACCAUUCAGUGCAGAGAAUCGGAAGCUACAGGGUGGUCAGUUUGAUCAUGCUGAUCGACUUUUUAAUAGUGUUAGAGAUACUUGGUCAAGUGCAUCUGGAAAGGGUAACACAUCUGAUGUGAAGGAAUUGAUUCCAGAAUUCUUCUACAUGCCUGAGUUUUUGGAAAAUAGGUUCAAUCUCGACUUGGGAGAGAAGCAAUCAGGGGAGAAGGUUGGUGAUGUCAUCUUACCUCCUUGGGCCAGAGGCAGUGCAAGAGAGUUCAUAAGGAAGCAUAGGGAAGCACUGGAAUGUGAUUAUGUUUCAGAAAAUCUUCAUCAUUGGAUAGAUCUCAUCUUUGGUUAUAAACAGAGAGGGAAGGCAGCUGAAGAAGCUGUGAAUGUUUUCUAUCAUUACACAUACGAGGGAAGUGUGGAUAUAGAUUCAGUUACAGAUCCCACAAUGAAAGCAUCUAUACUAGCACAAAUUAACCAUUUUGGGCAAACUCCCAAGCAACUAUUCCUCAAGCCUCAUGUGAAAAGGCGGAUUGACAGAAAGCUUCCUCUUCAUCCUCUCAAGCAUUCUGUCCACCUUGUUCCACAUGAAAUACGCAAGAGUUCAUCUUCCAUUACUCAGAUAGUUAAUGUCCACGAGAAAGUUCUUGUGGCAGGGACAAACAAUUUGCUGAAGCCUAGAGCAUAUAUCAAAUAUGUAGCAUGGGGUUUUCCAGACCGUAGCUUGAGAAUUAUGAGCUAUGAUCAAGACAGACUCCUCUCCACUCAUGAGAAUCUUCACGGGGGCUACCAGGUUCAGUGUGUUGGUGUCAGCCAUGAUGGUCAAAUUUUGGUCACUGGUGCUGAUGAUGGGUUAGUUUCUGUUUGGAGAAUCAAUAAGGUUGGGCAGCGUUUGUUACAACACUUGAAAUUGGAGAAGGCACUUUCUGCCCAUACGGCUACAGUUACAUGCCUUCAUGUUAGCCAGCCCUACAUGCUUAUUGUGAGUGGGUCUGAUGACUGCACUGUUAUUAUAUGGGACCUUAGCUCUUUGUGUUUUGUUAGGCAACUCCCUGAGUUCCCUGCACCAGUUUCAGCAGUUUAUGUGAAUGACUUGACUGGGGAAACAGUGACAGCUGCUGGAAUUUUGCUUGCUAUUUGGAGCAUCAAUGGGGACUGCCUUGCCGUGAUUAACACAUCCCAACUGCCCUCUGAUUCCAUUCUCUCAGUGACAAGCUGUACGCUUUCUGAUUGGCUGGACACAGAUUGGUAUGUGACAGGUCACCAGAGUGGAGCUGUUAAAGUAUGGAAAAUGAUCCACUGCUCCGAGGAAGAGAGUGCCCAUUCUCAAAGCAAGUCAGGUAGCAAUGAGACAGGGGGUUUAGAUUUGGGUGGUAAGUCAACAGAGUACAGGUUGGUCCUCCACAAGGUACUGAAGUUUCAUAAGCAUCCAGUCACUGCCCUUCACAUCCCGAAUGACCUUAAACAGUUACUGAGCGGUGAUUCUGCUGGGCAUUUGGUAUCUUGGACACUACCAGAUGAUAGCUUAAGAAUUUCAUUUAAUCAGGGGUGAAAACAUAAAAACAACACUUUGUGAUAAUUUCAGCUCGAGGCAGCUAUUUGAUUAUUUAUCAAAACUGCGAAUGGGUUUUGAGACCUGGGGGAAAAUUCAAUUGUGUAUUCAUAAUAGAUGGAGAAGGGAAACCAAGGCAACAGAGCUGGCCCCAGAUUUAUACAGAGAAAAUUGGAGAAAUGAAGCCUGUUGCAGAUUUGGAUGAUUCUUCAAAAGUCAGAUUAGUGUGAGACCUAGCACGGUGUGUGUACAAGUGUCUCAAUCUCGGAGUUGAGAGGGUGAAAAGGUAGGUCUUAUUUUUGUUGUAUUUUGGGUGAUGAAAUGGAAGGAUGUUUUCUGAUUUGGAACAAAGAUGUUAGUCGUCCACAACUGUGCAGGUGGGUUUUGAUGUAAAUAGAUGGAAUUACUAACAGCGUGUGAAGAACUCGUAUAGCGGAAAAAUGUGCCAUGAGUGAGCAUUAGGAGUAUGAGCAGAAGUUUGGCUGUAAUUCUUUUUGCACAGUGGAGUUGGCAACUCAAAGCCCAUUUCUCGUUAAGAACCAUGUCUCUGUCCAGCGCAUUGGUUAAUUCUUGUUCUCGUUUUGUACUCUCUCUUCAUGGUGUUGCCAUAAAUCGCUUCAUGACUCUUUUUUGGGGACCCAAUUAGUAGAAGAGAAUCAAACCUAGAAGUUGUUAUAAUUGGGUUAGCAUAGUUGGAAAGUGUCUUAUUUUUUUUAAUGAGGUCAUAAUGUAAUUGUAAUUUCAUAGUGAGAUUGUUAAUCCUUAUAAUUAGAGUAAUUUUACCUACAUAGGUAAGCUGUUAUGGUUACAUACAUUCGGUAUGAUAUGGAUAGAAAACCAUACAUAUCUUAGAGUUUAUUGAAAAUUGGUAUAAUGCGAUACAUAUAUUGUAUGAUACAAUAUGUAGUAGUCUGUAUUAGUAAUUUUAUAAUAUGAAACGAUACAUCUUUUUAAAGAA